CUUUUGUUCCUCGUAUUGAAUGCAGAAAGAAUUUGCUUCAAACACUUAUAACUUGUGCCUUUAAUAUUUUUUCUGUUUUGUGAGUUCUUGAGUAAUAGAAACGUUGCUUUAUCCAACAGUGUCAAUCUCUGUUGGGUCCGUAAAUGGAGCGACAAAAGGAGCAAUGGUUCAGUUAACAAAGAACCUGGCAUGUGAGCGGCCAAAGGACAAUAUAAGGAUCAACAGUGUUGUACCCUGGUUUAUUAUAACACCUAUCAAUGAUUAUUUAUUCACUGAUGAUAAAUUUGCAGAGGCUGUAAAAGCUCGAACCCCAAUGGGAAGAACAGGAGAACUAAGUCCUGGCACUGUAUAUACUCCACCAAGCAAACCCAGAAAAAGAGAGAGAGAGAAAGAGAGAGAGAGAAUGGAGAGCAGCAGAAAGGAUAGCAGAUGGUCUCUUGAAGGAAUGACAGCUCUUGUUACUGGUGGAACCAAAGGAAUUGGGCAUGCUAUUGUGGAGGAAUUGGCAGGAUUAGGGGCAGAAGUGUACACAUGUUCUCGCAAUGAAGUUCAGCUUAACGAAUGCAUACAUAAAUGGAAAGCUAAGGGUUUCAAAGUCACAGGUUCAGUAUGUGAUGUAUCCUCCAGAGCCAACAGAGAGGACCUGAUGAACAGAAUAUCUUCUCUGUUCAAUAGGAAGCUUAACAUCCUUAUAAACAAUGUCGGAACGAACAUUGGAAAACCGACGGUGAAGUAUACAGCUGAGGACUUCUCAUAUCUAGUGAACACCAAUUUCGAAUCUGCUUACCAUUUGUCGCAACUUGCACAACCUCUUCUUAAAGGUUCAGGGGCAGGAAGUAUUGUCUUUAUGUCUUCUGUUAGUGGAGUAUUAUCAGUCAAUGUCGGCACCAUAUAUGGAGCUACCAAAGCUGCAAUGAACCAGCUCACUAAGAAUCUGGCAUGUGAAUGGGCAAAAGAUAAUAUAAGGACUAAUUGUGUUGCACCUUGGUUCAUCAGAACUCCUCUUACUGAACAAGAUCUUAAUCAUGAAAGAUUCUCCAACUCCAUUGCCGCCCGAACUCCGAUGGGAAGGGUUGGAGAGGCAGAGGAGGUGUCUUCCUUGGUGGCAUUUCUGUGUCUACCUGCAGCCUCAUACAUCACAGGGCAGACCAUUUGUGUUGAUGGAGGGAUGACAGUGAAUGGGUUCUUCUUCCCAACAACUGAACUUUGAAACCAGAAACAAUCAGUCAAAGUUCCAAACAGUUCAAAUUGAUUGGCUCACAUUCCAGAAUUGUUCAACUCUAAUAAAAAGACAACCUUUAGUUGGAAAUUUGUAAAAGGGUUUGCUUCAGACAAAUCAUGAAGGAUCAUUAAACCAAUUUUAAGAAAACAAUAAUGGUAAUUGCUUUAGACUGAUCAUGAAGAAUGGUAUGUUAUAAUGAACGUAGGGAAACUUGCCAAAGUAUUGGACUGCAAGAUAUUUGUUUCUGAUGGUAUUGAGACACGUAAGAGUAAGCUGGGAAGAGUUGUCCCUACUCCAUUGUUGGACCAGUCGAAGUGCAUGAUUAAUACAGAAUCUGGGACAUAGAUUGUAUGCAAUUCUCCAUUGAACAUCUGUCCAGUUUAGAUUAGGGUUAUCUUCCUCCCCCUAAAAAUUAAUUUCUUCUAGCCGCA
Molecule: messenger RNA, 1653 nt
Organism: Ricinus communis (castor bean)
Lineage: Eukaryota; Viridiplantae; Streptophyta; Magnoliopsida; Malpighiales; Euphorbiaceae
Product: tropinone reductase homolog At2g29360
Exons: 8
Coding region: 164-1210 (348 amino acids)
Molecular function (GO): oxidoreductase activity
Source: RefSeq, a predicted model, not a curated record